AUGGCGGUGCAGUCAAAGCCGGCCCCAAUUGGGCCCUGGGGUAAAGCAACUGCUGGCGCUGCUGGCGCCGUUCUUGCUAAUGCCCUCGUUUAUCCUCUUGACCUAGUGAAGACAAAACUCCAAGUCCAAGUAAAGACUGCCGACUCCGAGAAAGGCGACUCUAAAGAGCAGCACUACGCAUCGACAUGGGAUGCCCUCACCAAGAUCAUGUCUGCCGAAGGCCUGUCAGGUCUGUACGCCGGAAUGAGUGGUUGCUUGAUUGGAGUCGCAUCGACCAACUUUGCCUAUUUUUAUUGGUACUCGGUUGUCCGGACUCUUUAUUUCAAGUACUCUAAGACGACGGCACAUCCUUCCACGGUGGUUGAGCUGUCUCUCGGUGCUGUCGCUGGCGCGCUGGCGCAGCUGUUCACUAUCCCCGUUGCUGUUAUCACCACUCGGCAACAGACGCAAAGCAAGGAGGAGCGCAAGGGCAUUCUUGAUACGGCGCGCGAGAUAAUCGGCGAGGAUGGCAUUUCCGGUCUAUGGAGGGGGCUGAAGGCCAGCUUAGUGUUGGUAGUUAAUCCGUCUAUCACAUACGGUGCCUAUGAGAGGUUGAAGGAUAUUCUUUUCCCUGGGAAGAAGAACCUGUCUCCCGGAGAGGCCUUCGUCCUUGGUGCCAUGUCCAAGGCUCUUGCCACUAUUGUGACCCAGCCGCUCAUUGUCGCCAAGGUCGGCCUGCAGUCCAAGCCACCUGCGGCCCGCCAGGGCAAGCCUUUCAAGAGCUUCGUCGAGGUUAUGCAGUUCAUUGUGCAACAUGAGGGUCCUCUAAGCCUUUUCAAGGGUAUUGGACCACAAAUUCUCAAGGGCCUGCUGGUUCAGGGUAUCUUGAUGAUGACGAAAGAGCGGGUCGAGCUUCUGUUUAUCCUCUUCAUCCGCUGGAUCCAGCUCAUGCGCUCCCGGCAGCUCAAGUCUGGCAACCUGGCGAACGCGGCAAAGCUUGUUGCUCCCGUUACUGUUAAAUAA
Molecule: messenger RNA, 1002 nt
Organism: Thermochaetoides thermophila DSM 1495
Lineage: Eukaryota; Fungi; Ascomycota; Sordariomycetes; Sordariales; Chaetomiaceae
Exons: 4
Coding region: 1-1002 (333 amino acids)
Biological process (GO): transmembrane transport
Source: RefSeq, a predicted model, not a curated record